AUGUCGCCUUUAUCCGACCUCGAAGAUGAAAAGAAGCAGUACCAAGAGCAGUUGGACAUCGUCCACGGCCAACUACGCGACGACCCCGAGAACGUCGAACUCAAAGCGCUUCAGGAGGAGUUGAACAACUUCAUUGAUCUCCUCAAUGAGAACAUUGCUGAGCUCAAGCCCAAGCAGGCGCCCAAGCCAGCUCCCAAGCAGCCGUCCCCGCCACCUGAACCGGAGAAGUGGUCCCGCGAGAACCACCCCGCCUUUAAGAAAGCGACCCCGGCCGAGGAGAAGGAGGACACGCCCGUCCACUACCAGGUCAACGACACAGUGUUGGCGAAAUGGGUCACCGGUGACAAGGCAUUCUACCCGGCGCGUAUUACAUCCAUUACAGGGUCCUCGACAGACCCCAUCUACAUUGUCAAGUUCAAGACGUAUGAUAACACAGAGACCCUGCGAUCUCGAGAUAUCCGCCCUGUCUCGAAUAAGCGAAAGGCAGACGGUACCCCAUUGUCCUCGACACCCGCGACUCCCCCUGCCCCCGGAUUGGUGACGUCGGCCGGCGCGACAGUGUAUCCUGAAGCGAAGAGAGAAGCCGAGAACAACGGCGAUGUGAAGCCCCCCAAGGCAAAGAAGCUUAAGGCGAAGAAGGAGCUCGAGAAGAACAAGAAUAAGUGGCAAGAGUUUAGCGCCAAAUCCAAGUUCGGAAAGGCUCACAAGAAGGAGAGCAUGUUCCGAACUCCCGAGGGUGUUAACGGUAGAGUUGGUUUCACAGGCUCUGGCCAGACCAUGCGAAAAGACCCAACUCGAAGCCGUCAUGUCUACCAAAUGAACGAUGAGCUGGACUAA
This is a messenger RNA of Fusarium keratoplasticum, 837 nucleotides long. RefSeq names its product Tudor domain-containing protein. The record is from RefSeq and is a predicted model, not a curated record. The transcript has 3 exons. Gene Ontology annotation, molecular function: DNA-binding transcription factor activity. Bases 1 to 837 code for a protein of 278 amino acids. NCBI's taxonomy places the organism in Eukaryota, Fungi, Ascomycota, Sordariomycetes, Hypocreales, Nectriaceae. Gene Ontology annotation, biological process: negative regulation of DNA-templated transcription.